Messenger RNA from Triticum turgidum subsp. durum (durum wheat), 489 nucleotides. The record is from the annotation of a GenBank genome assembly. NCBI's taxonomy places the organism in Eukaryota, Viridiplantae, Streptophyta, Magnoliopsida, Poales, Poaceae.
AUGUGGAAAAAGCCAACUAGUGGAAGAGUUAAGAUAAACGUUGAUGCAGCGUUCAGCCCGGAGAAUAUGACGGGAGCUACUGGGGCAGUAGCUCGAGAUGAUAGAGGAGAUUUUAUUGCAGCAACAUCAUGUUUUAUAUCGCAUGUUACAUCAGCUAAAUCUGCGGAGGUGGUGGCUAUUCGUAAUGGACUGAUUUUGGCAAUGACUAUUGGAUGUAACUCUCUUAUUCUGGAAUCAGACAGCUCCAAUGCGGUUGACAUAAUUAACCAGGAGGAUUAUCUGGGCCAAGAAGUGUCCAUAUACAUGGAGUGCAGGCAUUUGGGGUCUGAUUUUGCCAAAGUGGAGGUGAUCCAUUGCUUUCGGGAGGCAAAUAGUGUUGCUGAUUCUAUAGCAAAGAAUGCUCUUAGUACUAGAUCCUCUAUGGUCUGGGAUGAAGGUGUGCCCGACUUUAUUUCCCUUCAAAUUGUAAACGAUCUAGCUAUUGUUUGA